CACGCAUGACAAUAUGGACGCGGACGUGCGCUGUCCCUGAGAACAUGAGGAGGGCAGGAAGGGAGAGUUAGGAUUAAAAAUGUAGGUCACGACAGUAAGCUGUAUAUCCAUGUGGACUGCGUGACAUUGUGUGCUAGCUGCUUAUCCUGCAUGGGAACCUGUCCAAGCUUUGUGAUCCCUGCUACACGUAAUAAAAAGACCUCUUAAGUUGCACUUAGACACACAGACACACACAGACAUGUUCAAGUCCUUCCAGCGUGCUCCCAUGUGCAGCAUGAGCUCUCGUCUGCAUUGCACACCAGCUCUCAGACACAGCAGUGGAGCAGGACCUCAUAAGUCUGGGGCUGCUGCAUGGCUUGAGUCUCUCUUCACGUGGCUCCAGAAACCAGGAAGAGGCUAUGGUGAGACCGUCCCUGGCAAAAAGAAGCGAGAAGGGCUUCUGUCUAUCUUGGCUGACCACUGCAGCUUUGUGACUGGACAGAGGCUGAGGCGAGCAUUACAGAUCGCAGAGCUCUACUCGAACCUUUACUCUGAGAGGAGCAGGCGGACACUGGUGGGCAACAUUUGGCGUGGACUACAGAACAGGCAGGCCCCGACUGGCAAACUGCUGGCUGCCCUCGCAGGGGUUUUCAUGUGGGAGGAUGAGAAGAUAAAAGACGAUGAGAUUAGAAGGUGUGCAUGGGAACUCCAGGCUCUGGAUGAUGUAAAGCAGCAGGCCACCAUGGGGAAGGCAAGUGUGCAGGCUGAGGAUGGCUGGGAGAUUGUAAUGGAGAAGAAGAGCUUUAAAGUGUGGAGGAGACCCUUUGAAGGAAGCCAUUUGUUUGAGUAUCGAGUAUUUGGUUCCUACACCGAUGUUACUCCAAGACAGUUCUUCAAUGUUCAGUUGGACACUGAAUACAGGAAGAAGUGGGACGCACUGGUGAUCAAAUUGGAGGUGGUGGACCGGGACCUGACCACGGGGUCAGAAGUCGUCCACUGGGCCACACAUUUCCCUUAUCCGAUGUACUCACGAGAUUAUGUGUACGUGCGCCGCUACAAAGUGGACGUAGAGAACAACCUGAUGGUCCUGGUGUCCAGAGCUGUGAAACAUCCUGUAGUUCCUGAGAUGCAAGAGUUUAUCCGAGUUCACUCGUAUCGCUCCAGGAUGGUUAUCCGACCCCACAAGUCCUUUGAUGAGAAUGGAUUUGACUAUCUGUUGACGUACAGCGAUGAUCCUCAGACGGUUUUCCCUCGUUACUGCCUGAGCUGGAUGGUGUCUAGUGGCAUGCCUGAUUUCCUGGAGAAGCUUCACAUGGCUGCUAUCCGAGCGAAGAACCACGAGGUUGGCGUUCAUGACUACGUGGGUGUGAUGAAGCCGGUGCAGCAGCCCUCUCCGGAGAGGCUGGAGGAGGAAACGCACUCGACGGCAUCCUCCCGUAUUUACGCAUGAGAGAAGUGUGCGAGUGGAGGGCGUUUCAUUAGAUCUAAGAGACCUCGGGUUUGAUUCAGCACAGGCACGGAAGAGAUGAGCAGCGAGACAGAGCCUGAGGAGGAAAAAUGAGAGAGCGAGAGACUUCUGCUUCUGCUGCUACUGCUGCUGCCAACAACACUGUUUCUAUUCUACACUAUUAGUGUGUGUGUGUGUGUGUGUGUGUGUCAGUCACCAUGUACACGUGGAAUUAUUUUGAGAGUCAGAACGGGACAAAUUGGCAUGCACUCACUCAGCUGUCUAUUUAUUGCUCCUGGAAGUUUUACUUCCCCAAACUUCUUCUCAGGUAAAGGAUAAAUAAGAAUAAAUAAAUAAACCAGAGAGGAGGUAGGAGAGCGAUAUUUCUUUCUUUUUCUCUCUCUCUCUCUCUCUCUCUCUCUCUCUCUCUCUCUCUCUCUCUCUCUCUCUCUUUGCCAACAAUCUCACCAAGCUAGCAGCGCACAAAAUAUCCGUCCUAUUUGGAGUUGUCAACACUUAACGUCAUUAAAACGUACGUGCUUAAAAUAUCCCAGUUCCUUUAACACAAGGUGUCGUGCCAAUGCUUCUGAGCCGCACGUUCCAAAGAUAAAAGAAUGUACGAUAAACCUCAGUCAAUACCAAGCAUGUGUGCAAAAGUUUGUACACCUGUAGGAAAGUUUUUUUUUUUUUUUUUUUUUUUUAAUCGAGCCCCCGUGUAUUAUAGAUCUGUUUCUUUAGUAGCAAAAAUGAUCUAACUGAGAUCGUUUCAGAUUACUAUAGCGUCCGUCUUUCUAAUACAUGAUAUAACUCUCUCUAAACUCCUUGGUGUUCCAGAAGUCCUAUACAUAAGGAAAAUGAACACUUAAUGAACAGAACGUCUUCCAUAGUUGCCUUUAUGCCUUUUAAUGCCUUUGAUGACAGAGCAAUGUGUAAUGUUAGCUGGAAAAGUUACAGCACAAAGAUCACUGAAAAGAAUUAACAGCAAAUAACAUCCGACGUGAUAAGAGUUCAUGAGUACAUAAGAACAUCAUGAGUUGGAGAGACAACUUUGUUUACAAAGAAAUGGUAGUCAUGUAGAGGAUGUGUUAUUAGCCUAGUUUUUGCUAAAAAAAAAAAAAAGUUCAUUUUUCCAGAGUAUAGAGACUUGAGACUGAUUUUCAAAUCUUGACGAAUUUACUUCAAUGUUAAAUUCAAACUACAAUGUUAAUUGUAACUGCUCGAAAUUCUUUCUGCCCAGAGAAGAGGAUUGGGGUCGGAAAAUGCCCACGAGACUCGUGCGGUCUUGUCAUAUCACUCGUGCUCACAAGUGCAUAUCACUUGGUUCACACAUACUCUAACCCUCUGGUCCUCGCAUUUCUCAAAGCAGCAUGUCUUCAGGAAGUGGGGGAUAUUUCAUAGUGACCGCAGUGUCUUUACUAACAUGCUACACUUCCUCUUCUGCUGCAAGAUCCGUGUCUGUUUUCUCCUGAUUUGGCAUCACACGCUGUUUGUGCUCAUCAUUGCUGAAUAGUAAUAAUAACAAUACUUGCGUGAUUGUUAUAAAUAGUAGUCUUGCAGCGUUAAUGAUAAGAACCCACGAUUUCUGAUAACGCCAGUUGAUAUUUUAAUUGCUGGAUCUAUACCAUUCGUGGGAUGGAUUGCAAUCUCUGACUAAACAAACACCACAGAUUUAUAUUUAUAAGCAUUUAUAAUGAAUCCUACCAGUAAAUAUUUAUCCAUUGUCUGUACUACGUAUCCUAAUAUUCAAUACAGGAAAUAUUUUAGACUAGGUGGCAGUUCAUCACAGGGCACACACACACACACACACACACACACACACACACUAUGGAUGUGUCAGUCGUGUCUUUGGACUGUGAGAAAACUAAACAAUCUGAACUUGACAUUUUACCUUUCCUCUUGUGGUUUAAUGUUAAGGCAUCAUGACUUUGAAGCCUCUCAUCUCUACGUUCAUCCAAGAGACAAAUGAAAGACGCUUAUUGGAAUAUUUUGAUAUGUGGCAAAUGAAUACAGUGCUCAAAUGUGGCAGCGUGUUUGUUUUAAACUGUUUGAUGGAGCCGAUCUUUGGAUGGCUUUUUGACGUGAAGGGUUAAUGUGUUUACUUGUCUCAUGAGUUAGAAUUGAAUCUUCACCCAUUAUGUACCAACACAACAAAAGCUUCCUGACAGAUUUCUCACACAUGCAAAUUUGCGGUAGUUCUCAGAAAUGUGUGUGUUCUUUUAUCGCAUAUUUGACACCGCCUUUGUUCAACUGCUAGAGCUAGCGUUCAUACGUCAUUUCAUCUUUAAAAAUAAGAAAACCUCUCUGCAUAUAUAUUAAAUCCCACCUCCACUUUGUUCACAUAAUCGACUCUGAUGCAUCAGACAAUAACAUAAGCAAUUCUCUGAACAUUUCUUUAUGUUUCACUAUCAGUAUUCAAGCCGAGAGAUCGGAUUUUCAGUCAUAUUAGUCGUGAAAGAUGUUUAAGUUUAUGGCCUUGAUGUUCCAUCGCUAUCAGUUUCGUAAUCAAGAUACUCCGGACUAUUAACAUGGGAUUGUCAGCACAUCCCCAGUAUCAGAUUCAUAUUUGUGUGAAUUAACAUUUCCGUAAAUGAUCUUGCACUAUUCGAGAAUCUGAUAAAGAUUAUCUGAGACUAACUGGAUUGAUAGAAACCUUUUUUAACAGGUCAUUUAUGUUUUUUCUUUAGUCAAUUUUUUGAUGGCUUGAGUGCACUCCGAACUUUAUCUUGACUGGUAUGAUGAUUUUUUUUAACGGUAUAGAUGAACCAUAUCUCUGAAAUAUAUAUAAAAAUGUGCUUAUUCUUGAAAUCUAUGAUUAGAGAAGAUGCCAUUAUAAGGCAGGUACGGUGUGAGGUGGACGUAAUGUAGAUCCUUUUGAGAGCUUAACGUUAAACCUUUCCCAGUUGCGUGCUUGGUGUUUAAGUGAAGGCUUUGGCCAGUUUAUUUGUUUGCCCACAGACUUAAUGUUUUUUCUUCUUCUGCUUUUUUUUUUGUGUGUGAAUCCGGUUGAAUCAGUAGCAUUCCUAGAGCUUUAUGAAGAGACCACAAUUCUCAUUGGAUUUCUCCAUUUAGGCCAGUCUCCCCCCCCCCCCCUUUUUUUUUUUUUUUUUUUUUUUAUAUAUAAAGUCUCUCUCUUUUUAUUGCAGAGACACUGUCGCUAUAACAUCGCAAAAUUAUUAAAUCCAGCCUGUUUUUAGCAGUUGUAUAAAAUGUUCUUGCAUUCAGGUGCUGUUUACUAAAAAUACCUAAAAGCAAGCAUUCAUUCAUCUCAUUUACUUCACAAAACAAAACAAAACAAAACCCAGAACUCUGUAACACGUGUGUCAUGUAAUCCCGCUACAGUACAGUAUGAUAGGUUAUGAGAGUGAUGUGUAUUAAAUGUUGAUGAGUAAAAUGUGCAAAAUUGUUCGAUUUCUUUAAAAGACAAAAAUACAUUAACUGGAAAUCAAAAUUCGAUUUGGAUUCGAGUGAUUUAUUUUUUCUUAAUUGCAUUUUUUCUUUAAUACGUAGCGCUUAGAAGGGAACUGUAGGUAAUAAUGUACUAUAAUGCAUUGAGGUUUUUUUUUAAAUAAUUUGCACUUCUUUAACCCAGAUUUUCAGAAUGAAUCAAGGCCAAAACAAAGAGUUUUUCUAAAGUAAAGUUUAAAGUGAAAAAAAAAUUAAAAAGUGUGUUAAUAUAUAAUUUUUUCUAAAAUUCUUCUAGCGAGUCAAAGCAUAAAAUGAACUCGUGUUUGAAGCAUGUGAUAAAUAUGGAUUUGCAUUUGAGGAAAUUGUUCAAACGGCUGUUUCAUACUUUCAGCAUGAAGAGUGUGUUGAUGUGUAGAUGUUUUUAACAACUCUAUACACUGUGUGUGUGUGUAGGGGUGGAUUAGGUUAAUGCUCAGCUUAUAAAUGUAACAGGUUUUUCUAGACUGAAAUGAAAUGGUUCUGUCUUUGUUAAUUGGUGUGGGUGUGUGUGUGUGUGUGUGUGAAUUUUUCCACAUGAAUUAGAGUUUAAUGAAGCAGCAAGUGUCACCUGUAUGUUGUCAGCUGUUGUCGUUUGUUUUCUCUCAUGUUACACGCUGGCAUUUAUUAACAAUACAACAAUUUCCAUUAA
Molecule: messenger RNA, 5519 nt
Organism: Tachysurus vachellii
Lineage: Eukaryota; Metazoa; Chordata; Actinopteri; Siluriformes; Bagridae
Gene: stard7
Product: StAR related lipid transfer domain containing 7
Exons: 9
Coding region: 239-1429 (396 amino acids)
Molecular function (GO): lipid binding
Source: RefSeq, a predicted model, not a curated record